GUUAAAUUUACAAAAAUUCCAGUUCAAAAUCACGGAAAUUAUUUUUCAUAAUUGGAAAAUUCGUUAGAUGGUAGUGAAAUUACGAGUGAAGAUACGAGUGGUCAAUUUCACGACAGUUCUGAAAUGGAUGUACCUCAGAAUCUGGACAACAAUUUCAAAAGCCCAUCUGUUAAGGUCACAAAAAAGAGAAAAGCUGACGAUAAGGUAGAACAAAUUGAAAACAGGAUGGAUGAAGCAUUUACGUUUUUAAAACAAAUUUCGCAAACUCCGGCCAAAAGUAAGUGUUCACUUUUUACCGACCUGUUGUGCGUCAAAUUACAAGGACUUAGUGAACAAAAGCAAGAUAUUGCAAUGAUGGAGAUUAAUAAUAUUAUGUUUCGUCUCAAUCAUUCUGCUGAACAAAUAGUACAGCCACCAUUGUAUUAUCAAUAUCCAAAUACCAGUUUCCCGACAUAUUCGCCAUAUUUACUCAAUGAUAAUUAUUCAACCGCAUCAUCAUCAUCUGCAUCUCUUCAGCCACAACCAUCGCCCGACUACAUAUUAUCUAUGCCAUCUACGUAUUAUGAUUUAUCUCAAAACCAGAAUUCCUCUGAGGACUCAACCUCCAUGUCAUCUCCACAUUUUCAGCAAUUCCAAAAUCCAUCGCCAACACCAUCACAAUAUAGCAAUGUAGGAGCAAAAAGUUUGGAUUAA
This is a messenger RNA of Acyrthosiphon pisum (pea aphid), 693 nucleotides long. RefSeq lists its product as uncharacterized. The record is from RefSeq and is a predicted model, not a curated record. Lineage: Eukaryota; Metazoa; Arthropoda; Insecta; Hemiptera; Aphididae. The transcript is spliced from 2 exons. Bases 124 to 693 code for a protein of 189 amino acids.